AUGUCCCCCCCCGCCCAGCCGGGGGUGCCGGGCGGGCGCGGCUCUAAGGUGCCCCCGGCGCGGAAGCUGCUCUGCAUGUGCAGCCUCUCGCUCUGCCUCACCUACCUGUGCUACAGCCUCAUGGGGGGCGCCGGCCCGGCCGCCCUGCGCUCCCCGGCCGCGCCGCCCGGCUCGGCGGCCCCGCGCUCCGCCGGCAGCCCGCCGGGCACCAUCGGCGCCCCGGCCGCCUCCGCGGCCCCGACGCGAGCCGCCAACGGCAGCCGGGAAGCGGCGGCGGCGGACGCCUGGCCGCGGACGCCGCUGGCCCCCGGGGAGGCGAUCGCGGCGCAGAGCGGCGCCUUCGAGAGGGACCCGCAGGAGUCGAGCACCACGGACGAGGAGCUGAGCCGGGCCGGCAGCCCGGGCAGCCGCGGCGGCGGCGGCAGCACCACGCCGGACUACGGCGAGAAGCGGCUGCCGCAAGCCCUCAUCAUUGGGGUGAAGAAGGGGGGCACGCGGGCGCUGCUGGAGGCCAUCCGGGCGCACCCCGACGUGCGCGCCGUGGGUACCGAGCCCCACUUCUUCGACAGGAACUACGAGAAGGGGCUCGAGUGGUACAGGAACGUGAUGCCCAAGACCCUGGAUGGGCAGAUCACCAUGGAGAAGACCCCCAGCUAUUUCGUGACCAACGAGGCCCCCAGGCGCAUUCACUCCAUGGCCAAGGACACGAAGCUGAUCGUGGUAGUGAGGAACCCGGUCACCCGCGCCAUCUCGGACUACACGCAGACACUCUCCAAAAAGCCAGAGAUCCCCACUUUUGAGGUGCUGGCCUUCAAGAACCGGACCCUGGGGCUGAUCGAUGCCUCCUGGAGUGCCAUCCGCAUUGGCAUCUACGCACUGCACCUGGAGAACUGGCUCCAGUACUUUCCUCUGUCCCAGAUCCUUUUUGUCAGUGGCGAGAGGCUCAUCACUGACCCAGCUGGGGAGAUGGCCAAGGUCCAGGAUUUUUUAGGCCUCAAGAGGAUUGUGACAGAGAAACACUUUUAUUUUAAUAAAACCAAGGGGUUUCCCUGUCUAAAGAAGCCAGAGGACAGUAGUGCUCCCCGGUGCUUGGGCAAGUCCAAGGGUCGAACUCACCCCAAAAUAGACCCUGACGUCAUCCACAGACUGCGGAAGUUUUACAAACCAUUCAAUGUCAUGUUUUACCAAAUGACAGGCCAAGAUUUCAAGUGGGAGCAGGAAGAAAGUGAUAAGUAG
Cygnus atratus (black swan) is the source of this 1236-nucleotide messenger RNA. It is a transcript of the gene HS3ST4, whose product is annotated as heparan sulfate-glucosamine 3-sulfotransferase 4. Bases 1 to 1236 code for a protein of 411 amino acids. Gene Ontology annotation, molecular function: [heparan sulfate]-glucosamine 3-sulfotransferase activity. The record is from RefSeq and is a predicted model, not a curated record. The transcript is spliced from 2 exons. NCBI's taxonomy places the organism in Eukaryota, Metazoa, Chordata, Aves, Anseriformes, Anatidae.